This is a messenger RNA of Acomys russatus (golden spiny mouse), 4232 nucleotides long. It is a transcript of the gene Znf804b, whose product is annotated as zinc finger protein 804B. NCBI's taxonomy places the organism in Eukaryota, Metazoa, Chordata, Mammalia, Rodentia, Muridae. The transcript has 4 exons. The record is from RefSeq and is a predicted model, not a curated record. The coding region runs from base 170 to 4177 and encodes 1335 amino acids. Gene Ontology annotation, cellular component: nucleus.
ACCACGCUCAGGUCUAGGAGCAGGGGAGCGCGGGCUCUCCAUCCUCAGCUUGCUGCUUGCCUCUUCUCGGGAGGUGGCAGUCACUGUUGCUGCCCAGAAGCCAGUCUGCAUUCCCUGCCUGUUGGUUGGCCAGUGAGGAGUUGAGUCUGCACCUCCAGCCCGGACCCACAUGGCUUGUUACCUGGUCAUCAGUUCCAGACAUCUCAGCAAUGGGCACUACCGGGGCAUUAAGGGAGUCUUCAGAGGGCCCCUCUGCAAGAAUGGAUCUCCAUCUCCGGAUUUUGCCGAAAAGGAGAAGUCCACAGCAAAAGCUCUGGAAGAUGCAAAAGCAAACUUUUACUGUGAAUUAUGUGACAAGCAGUAUAGCAAACACCAGGAGUUUGACAAUCAUAUCAAUUCGUACGACCAUGCUCAUAAGCAGAGAUUGAAAGAAUUAAAGCAAAGAGAAUUUGCUCGAAAUGUAGCUUCCAAAUCGUGGAAGGAUGAGAAGAAACAAGAAAAGGCACUUAAGCGACUCCAUCAGCUGGCAGAACUGCGGCAGCAGUCUGAAUGUGUUUCUGGAAAUGGACCGGCAUACAAAGCCCCCAGGAUCGCCAUGGAAAAGCAACUCCAGCAGGGAAUUUUCCCGGGUAAGAAUGGCAGAAAGGUCUCCUGCAUGAAGAGCGCCCUUCUCCUCAAGGGCAAGAAUAUGCCCAGAAGCACCUUGGAUAAGCAGCGAUUUGCUAUGCCAAGCAGACAGCAGCUGCAAUCAGACAGAAGGCACUUCUUUGGAAAUCGGAUAACACAAACAUCUUCAGAUCUCGGCAGUGCUAACCACAGGACCGGAGUAUCGUUUUCAUUUUCAAAAAAAGCCUAUCUAAAAUUAGAAUCCUCUGCCUCAGUUUUUAGUGAGAACGCAGAGGACACCCAUGAGUGUCACAAGUCAUCCACCUAUAAAGUCAAACAAACAGUAGAGAGCUGCAAGUGUUGCAGAUUUGCAAACGAUGAGCCAGACCUUACUAGGGAAGGUUUUGUCUCGUCAGGCCAUCUGGAAGGUGUUUCAAACAACACCUUUUCGACGAACUCUAAAAUUUCACAAAACAAAAAUGAACUUAUAAGUGGGAAACUGAAAGAUUCGGCAGGUCCUCGCGCUGCUUUCUCUAAGCCUAGCCUCCAUCUUUCAGAAAGAGACUUAACUCUUUCCAGCAGAGAGAAAGAAAUUAGGAAUGCGUUGAAAGAUACUUCAGAAAACCGCGGUAAUCAUCCGUCCCAAGAAAAUGAAUUUGCCAGUCCACUAAACGUUUGUAAGCACAGGGAAAAUAGGUGGUAUGAAAGUCUGGAUGAGUUUUUGUCAUCAGCACCCAGUGAACAAAAGACUAAAGGAUAUUGGAACCCUAACUCUAGAAUGGAGGACAGAGUAAAGCCUGUAGAUGAAGCAGAAAGAGCCAGCAGAAAUGUGCAAAGACUUUGCAAAGAAGGAUAUCCACAUGAUCUGAAGUCCAAAGCAUUGCCUUUCAUCCACGUACAGAGCAAGGAUGGCCACACCACUCUACAGUGGCCUACAGAACUUCUGUUCUUUACCAGAACAGAACCAUGCAUAUCUUACGGCUGUAAUCCAUUAUAUUUUGAUUUCAAACUCUCUCGAAACUCAAAGGAGGUGCAUGAUUCAGAGAAUAUAAAAACAACAUUGGAGAAAGAGGCCUUGGAAAAAAAGACAAAAACAGAGAACCAAGUCUCAAGCUUCAUUAAAGAACAACAAAAAUUGACCCAAGAUAAACAAUCUCUGAAACCAAAGAUGAUUAUAACUAACCCAGAUUGGGACACGUUCCAGAGAAAGCACAAUUUGGGCUGUCAUGAUUCUGAAUCUAGUAUGAGUGAAUGUGUUAGUCUAAGAGACUUGGAAAUGAAAAGUCCGGAAGUGCCUACUUACCAUAACCUGUCUCUAAAGGAUGGCAUAGGCCAGGAUAAUGCCGAUGAUACGGAAUUUAUGGAACUUUCAAAUGUCCACUGGCAAAGUUGCAAAAGGACAGUUCGAAAUAGUGCUCAGGAGGGUCUGUCUUGCUCUCCUCACAUUUCUAGGACUAAAAGGCAUAAGCUGAAUUCCUGCAGUUCACACUCACAGUUUGAAGAAGAAAGCCAAAGUACCUGGAAUACUUCAGGGGACCACAGUGAACGUGGGAAGGAUGGCGGUGCAACUUUAAGUAGCUGCAACGUCAGCAUGACCAGUAUACCUUCUACAAGUGGAAAACCAAGUCAUGAAAGAUCUUCUCCAGUGUGUCCUCUGAGGUGCCACCCGAGGAGUCUGGAUGACUCUCCAAGAAACAUGUCCAGCUUGAGAGACGUAUGUUCAAGUCAUAGGCCCAAUGGCAGUGGCAGCAGUCAUUUGCUCUACCUUUGUAAAAGAGAAUGUGACUCGGUUGAAAGGCAGGUGUGGAAAAACAGAAAGCACAAUUGUCUCUACUUGUCUGGUGUGCCAAUAAACAGUAACUGUCCUGGGUCAGAAACCCAGAGAGACAGCAGUGGUAAAGGGUGGGACUCAUUUAAAACUAAAAGACAUUCAAAACACAGAAAUUGCCACUGCAGAGAAAGGUAUAAACUAGGUAACAUUCAAUCAUUUUCAGGACCCAAACUCCCAAGACUUUUUCAUUGUGAUUCUGGCCCACAGGUUUCCCUUGAUGGAAAUAGUGAAAAGCCCUUUAAUGGCCAGGGACCUCAGCACAGCAAAUCGGGCUCUUGUUUGAGACAGAGAACCUACUGCUUAGAUAAAGACAAGAGAAGCCAAAAGUCUUUGGCCAGCAUUCACAUUGGUGAUGUGGGAGAAGUCAAGUGCAGACAAUGCAACUCAGGCACUUUUAACUACCUUUUUAGGAGCUGUGUAGGUGGCCCUCCAGAAACCACAUCGUCAAACAUUCCAGAUGGAGAAGGGCCAUCCCUGACAGCCAAGGUUCUUCUAGAAAGAGUGCAAUCCAAGAUGUGUGAGGAGCAAUCCAUGAAGUUUGAGAUCUCUUCAAAGAGUUGUUUAAAAGAAUCAGAGACUCAUUCAGAAAUCCAACACACAAUUGAACCUGGCUCACAAAGUUGUAACAGAACGGUAUUGCCUUAUAAAAAGAAGGGAGAACGCAUGGGCAAAAGAAGAAAUGAUAGAGGAAAAAGAGUUCACAAGGCUUCUGACAAAGCCAAAAGCUCCUCAAAACAUAAUUUUACUAUUUUAGCAGACACCGAAUGUGAAAACUAUCUGUCCAAAGGCAUAAGUCAUUCAGUAACAGACUUUCAGUCUUUAAAUGGACAAAAGAACCAGACAACAGAAGAGCAAUCUAAAUUUUCAAUUAGCAAAGUCCAACCUUUUCUUCAAAGCUGUGACCCAGUACCAAAUGAUUUCCUCGGUGCUUUUCCAUCUAAUAGAUAUACUCUUGUAACUGAUUCGACUGAGACCAAAGAAGACCAGAUAAAUCUAGACUUACAGGAUGCAAGCAUGUCUAUAAAUCACGUAGCGGGAAAUAUAAACUCUUACUAUGACAGAACUAUGGAGAAGCAUGACAAAGCGGAAGAUGAAUUAGAAGUGUGUCAUAAAUCUCUCUCACCCCCUUUAAUUCAACAGCCCAUAACAUUUUCUCCUGAAGAAAUGGAUAAGUACAAGCUUCUCCAGCUACAAGCCAGGCAGCACAUGCAGAAACAGCUCCUGUCAAAGCAUCUCCGAGUUUUGCCUGCUGCCGGGCCGACAACCUUCUCUCCAGCCUCAGCUAUGCAGACAGUUCCAGUGCACCAGCACACAUCCAUCACCACCAUCCACCACCACACAUUUCUUCAGCAUUUUGCUGUUUCUGCUUCCAUAAGUCCCCACCCCAUAGCACACCUACACCCUCUGUCACAGCCACACUUUACUCCUAUUUCAUUUUCAGCUGUGGCUCCAACCAUCAUCCCUGCACACCCUACUUUUCUAGGUCAUCCUCUGCAUUUAGUCACUGCUGCUCCCUUUCACCCACCCCAUAUAACAUUUCAGCCCCUGCCUCCUGCAGCCUUUAUCCCCACAUUGUUUGGUCCUCACUUAAACCCAGCCACAACUUCUAUCUUCCACUUGAAUCCUUUAAUUCAACCAGUGCUACAAGGUCAAGAUCUCUGCCAUCACUCUUGCUCCACCCAGAUGCAACAGUUAAAUAGUGUGAAGGAGGCCUUAAAUAUGGCACUACACUUGAACUAAUAGUUAUCAUAGCUCAUCUUAUAAAUAAAUAACAUUCAUUUUUGCUACCUGUAAA